Molecule: messenger RNA, 399 nt
Organism: Helianthus annuus (common sunflower)
Lineage: Eukaryota; Viridiplantae; Streptophyta; Magnoliopsida; Asterales; Asteraceae
Product: GEM-like protein 1
Exons: 3
Coding region: 1-399 (132 amino acids)
Source: RefSeq, a predicted model, not a curated record
AUGGAUUCGGUAAAGGUUGUGGUGGGGAGAUGGGCGAAGAAGGCCACUGAAGCAACCAAGAAGGGGCAAGAAUAUGCUGGAGAUAUGUGGCAAUAUUUGAAAACAGGUCCCAGCAUUGCUGAUGCUGCUGUUGGAAGAAUUGCUCAAGGAACCAAAGUUCUUGCAGAAGGUGGAUAUGAUAAAAUCUUUAGAACAACAUUCCAAACCAUUCCUGAGGAACGGCUUCUCAAGUCGUAUGCAUGCUACCUAUCAACUUCUGCAGGGCCCGUCAUGGGAUUACUCUACAUCUCAACUGCAAAGCUUGCAUUCUGCAGUGAUAAUCCACUUCCAUAUAAAGUUGGCGAUGAAAAGAAAUGGAGCUAUUACAAGGAAGAUGCGAAAUCCGAUGUGAGGCCCUAA